CGCCGCUGCGGGAGGCUUCGGGGAACAACAAGGAUCCUCCAAGACAGCAAUUUCAGUCGCCGUCUGUGUGUAGGGGUGCCUCCGCUCACCCCCACUUGAUGCAGUCUCCGUCUCCCCUGUCCGCCAGUUCGAGUGUAGGCCGCCGUCUUGGCGAGUGCGGGGAGACGACGUGUGGCAUCGCUGAUGUUGGUGGCGCACGUGACGGGAGGGAGGUGUGGGCAGAACAACGACGGUUGAUGCGGUCGGGGCGGGAGGAGUCCAUAACUCAAGGGGUGCAGCGAUUGAGUGUUGGGGAAGACGGACACGACGGCGAGGAAGCAGUGGCGGACGCGCACGACGACGACUGGAACGACAACGACGCUGAAGGUGGGGAGGACGACGCAGACCACAUUUCGUCGUCGAAGCAGGCGGCCGCUAUGGAAGGGAGGGGCGGGAAGACGAAGUCGUGUGUUGGCAAUGGUCGUCGGGGCAAAAGGGCAGCGGGCAAGGGUGGCGAUGCUGAAGGUGACGUCGAUGGGGAAGGAGGUCGUCACUUCUAGUGGAAGAAGGUGGGCGUCGACAGAGAGGCAGAUUGGUGCGGGAAGAAGUCGGACAAUCUGAUGCAGCAGUUCAAGAAGGUGCAUCAUUUCCAAGGACUUUCCGAGAAACAGGACUUCUUCCAAUUGUCUGGGAAGGACAGGAUGUCGAAGGGCUUCAGUUUCAAUAUGGAUCGUGCGGUUUACGACGAGAUACUGGGGUCGACCGCCAAGAACCACACCAUAAACCCGAAGAACGUCGUCGACACCGGUGCUCAGGGUGGUGUGCGUCUGUCGUCCGCCUCUUCUACGGAUCCUGAAUCUGUGGGCGACGGGGACGGUGGUGCAGAUCACGACGACGACGACGACGGGUCCACAAAAGGUUCUUCGCAGACGACGGGUGGCGCAGGCGGUUUCGGCAAGAGGAAGAGCACGAGGCAGCAAACUUUUGAGGCAAUGACGGAAUGCAUGGAGAAGCACAGGGCGCUAAUGGCGUCGACGAUGGAGAGCAACAGCAAACGUCAUUGCUCCAUCGCCAUAUGGCAGUGCGAGGCGCUCGAAGCGGAGGUCGAAGUGCAGAAAAAGCACUACGCAGCGUCAGACGAAGUCAGCAAGCUUAUGUGCCACGCCUUUGCUGGAGAUAACCAAGUUCAUCGCCAAGCGUUAGACUUCGUGCCGCCUCUGUUGUGCUCCCUUUUCGCUUCCAUGGAUGUGGACGGCGUGAAACGGAAUACGCGGGAAGGAAUGGAGGCGGCGGCGAAGCUAUGGGUGGAUGACCUCCGCUUUUGGAACGAAAGGGAGGGAUUUGCCAUCGUGAAGUUGAUCGUGGAGGCGCGCGGGUAUCUUGUGGCGGUGGCACGGGGAAAGAAGCCUCCGCCCAUUCGUCGCAGCAUCGUCUUGCCUCACAACAGCAUCCCGCAGCAGAAGAUCGCGGACGAGUCGAAGUUCAAUGCUGCGAAGGAGAGGGAGGUGAAGGUGCAGGGGAUCGCUUUGCGGGUGAUACACGGGUGGGUCUUCAAGUCUCAGAACAGGCAACGGGGGUACCACGCGGCGUACCAGUACUCACGGAACCACGUGGCCACCGACAUCGCUCGCGCCAUGUGGAUGGGGGAGGACUGGCGUUAUUGUGUGAGCCCCAAGGUCGUCCACCACACGCUCAAUAUGGAUAUGAAGCUGCCAUUGUGGUUCGUAGGUGCCGACGUCGAAGACAGGCACAAGGACGACGGCUUGGCGGCUUAUCAGGAGGUGAGCAUCCAGCUACUGGUGGGGGCUUUCACGAGCGUCGUGAUCAUUGCGGAGGCGACAGACGGCAGUCGUGUAUCGCACAAAAGGUUGAAGACCAUGGCCGACGCGAUGCGGAUGAUGCUCGCGGCGACCAUGUGACUCAUGCGGAUGGCGGGUGACGAUCAUCGCACACAUUACGACGCCUGGGUUUUCGUGCAACUGACGGCG
Molecule: messenger RNA, 1967 nt
Organism: Chara braunii
Lineage: Eukaryota; Viridiplantae; Streptophyta; Charophyceae; Charales; Characeae
Source: the annotation of a GenBank genome assembly